GAUAGCCGUAUUCAGUUGGUUGAACGGACUGAGGAUAAGAAUGAUUGGUGGACGGGGAGACUUAAUGGUGUGGAAAUUAUGUUUAAGAACUUUAAACAAAGCAAACAAAUAUCUGGUGUUUUGGAACAUAUAGACAACGAUUACCAACUAAAAACUGCAGCUAUCAUAAAAAAUAGAAAUUCG
This is a messenger RNA of Ambispora gerdemannii, 183 nucleotides long. The record is from the annotation of a GenBank genome assembly. Lineage: Eukaryota; Fungi; Glomeromycota; Glomeromycetes; Archaeosporales; Ambisporaceae.